CACAUUCGUCUGUGAUUUAUGUCAUAAAGUUGUAAUUAUUUAGAUCGCAUUUCGUUACAAUUGCGUUGUUUUAACGCCACUUACAUUUAUAUGUAGAUCACUUAAUUUGUUUCCUUGGACCAUCGUCGAAGGUUGUUUAAUAUUGGGUAAUCGCUAAUUACAAUUAAUACAUUAUGAAUCGUUUGAAGUAAAUGUCCCGGCGUCAACAAACAAGUGUUAAGUUGUGAGAAGUUCAAAUUGUUUGUAUGAGCACGCUCUAUGUACAUGUAGUGAUCGGAUGAUAAAUAAUUUUAUAAAUCGCAAAACGUUUCAAAUGUAAUUGUAAAUGUUUGAAGCCAAGUCCUAUCCAUACAUAAUAUACUUGCCAAGGAGGCAAGUAUAUUAUAAUGUAUAACUUACGCAAUGUAACAACUGAAAUUGCUUAUUCAUAGUGGAACAUGCCAAUAGUCAACAAUGAACCAAACAUAAACCGAAUGAAUCUUAAGAUGUCUGAAGAUUUUUAUCAUGCAACAGAUGUAAAAUUGUCUGAAUCUAUAAAUUAUUUCGAACCCACAAUUCAGCCUUUGGAUUAUAGUAAUGAUGACAGGAAAUUUUGUAUUCCCAUGUAUGCAACGUGUUCCGAAAGUAUUGAAGUGACCUCAUCAGAUCUAAAAACUCAAACAAGUGAGUGUGAAAUUCAGGCUUUAAAAGAAUGGUUGCUUCUGCACAGUGAUUUGAUACAGCAACAAAACGAUGAUAUACUUGAUAAGGAACGUCAAAUAUUCUUUUUGAAGCGACAAAAUGAAAUACUUCGGGAACAAUUAAAGUGUGUGGAAAAGGGUAUUCCAUAUGAUCCUGAAAAGUUUUUCACUGGUAAGUGUAAGGAUACCGAAGGCAUUUUUGAAGAAGAUAUGACAGAAGAUUCUUCUAAUCCAUACGUUGACAAUAAAGAGCAAGUUUUGCAGCAAAGAGAUGAUGUGGUCAGUUGUUCAUUAGAAGUGAUUAACUAUGGAUCAAAUCAUAUCAGUGACACUGAAUCUCAGGUUGAUACAACUAUAGAUGAAGAAAGCUUUAAUGUUGUUGAUUGUUUGAAACAAGGAGAUUACAUGGUGAAUGAAUUUAAUGACAAUUUUAAAGAAGAAAGUGAUAAUAUUGAAUGUAAUAUUUCAUCGGAGUGUAGUUUUAAUCUUGACACUUUGUGUGAGUUUGAUCCAUUUAAAAAUGUGAGAAUGAGUAUUAGGCGGAAACGUGUGACCAGUAAUUCUUCUGUGUUAUCAAAUAUUGAAGCAACAGCUAUGAAAGGCAAAGAAAAUUUAAAACGUAAAAAAAGGUGUUUGUCAAAAGGAUGUCGUAUUUUAACUACCAAGGAGCCAUAUGCGACAAAUGCCUGCAAUGAACAUAACCUUAUGGACUCUGAAUUUAAUGAAGUGUCCAGUAUUACCACAUUAGAGGUGCCAAGAUGGAGAGUUAAAUUGUAUACAAGCUGUUACACAAUGGAAGGCACGGAGAACUUGGAUGAUGAAGUAUAUAAUAAGCGACAUUUAAGAUUGGAAAUUGACGAAAGGAGACGGAAGAGGUGGGAUGUUCAGAGAAUAAGAGAACAAAGGGUCAUAGAGAAGCUUAAGCAGAGACAUGAAAAAGGCUUGUCUGGUUCUAAGAGUGAUGACAAUCAUGAAGGUUUGUUUAGUUUAUGGCCCAGAAUGGAAGAUAUUAAAUACAUAGAAAUAACCGAAGAAUUGCCUGUAACUGCUUUCGGAUAUCCAAUCCCAAAAAUUUUUCCAAGGAAAAUGUGAAUUUAGUCAUCAAAAUACAAAAGACUUAGGUUAAGUGCAUAUAUAAUUGCUUGACACACUUAGAUUACUAGGCAUAUUUCAAAUGUUUGUGAAUACUUUUCAGUUGACUGAAUUUUGUUCACUAGAUUUGGUUUUCUUUUCAUUCUUGAUGUAUUGUAGAGAUGUGUAUGAAGAAGUGAUUGUGCUUCAUAGAAUUAACAGAUAUAUAUAUACAAUAAAUACCGACAU
Messenger RNA from Cylas formicarius (sweet potato weevil), 2000 nucleotides. RefSeq lists its product as uncharacterized. Gene Ontology annotation, cellular component: MSL complex. The record is from RefSeq and is a predicted model, not a curated record. The transcript has 6 exons. Lineage: Eukaryota; Metazoa; Arthropoda; Insecta; Coleoptera; Brentidae. Bases 438 to 1772 code for a protein of 444 amino acids.